UUCAAGGUAAGCGUUUCAAUAUAAGCGGAACCUUACCAAAUAAUGAAUGUAAAAACGUAAAUAUGCAACAGGUUAUUGCUGCAACCUACACUUUUGCACUCACAUAAACUUUAUUUGGUUUGUCACUACUUCUUUUUAAUUUUUAUUUGAGUCGUAUUUAACAAAACUCAAGCUUUGCAUUAGAAUUAACAUUUGACAAAACAAAUAUUUUGACUACCAAUUAAUCUCCUGAUUAUUCUCAAGAUAAAUCAAUUAUUUGUUCUGUAAAAUGUCAGAAUAGUGGAAAUGAUUCUCCCUGUCUAAAAGUAUGUUUUGAUUGUCAGUCAGUAACCCAUGAUGUAAACACAGAUAAGAGGGACAUUCCAGAAUGAACACACAUUUGUCUGUCAUUACUUUGCAAUAGAAUGCGAUUCUCAAAAAAAUAGCAAUAUCGUAUUGAUUAUUCGACUGAUUUAUUCGUAUAAAUGGAAAAGGCAGAAGUCGACAAAACUACAGCUUUGCUGAAAUAUGAUUUUGACGAUAGAGAUAAUCUCCAAUUUUUUUUCUAGAUAAAUAGAUUGAUGAUUUGGUCAGUUAAAUGUCAGAAAAGGCCUAUUCUAGUUGUUCACAGUCUCAAAUUAUGUACUGGUUUGUCCGUCCCUAUAUUCAUUUUAAUAUUAGAAAACAGAAAGAAGGUAAACUUCAGAAUUGAUAGGUUGAAGAAAUAAUUUUCUGUUAAAAUAUUUAGCUUUCUAUCGAUAAUUCGACUCAUCGUUGCUGCUCUAUUGUGACAUAACCAUUACAAUCGACACAUUGUAUCGCCGAUACAGUAUUGGUGAGGUUAACCCUCCUCAGCGUGUGUAGAGUGUGGGAGCUACUCAGCUGUACUCGCGGUGAUGUAACAGGAAGUAGUGGGUUGCCUCCCAACGUCAACCUGACAGCCGCCUCAGCUGCUCACUGAGAGCCGGAGAUCAGCCGUGUUCGCUGCUCUCCACCGCAGCCGAGGACAGGAGCCACUUUACUGGACUGCCUUGAGACUUUACCCCGGUCCGAUCCCCUCUGCGCUGCGGCUGGAUUUUACUCUCCGAUCUGCAGUUGAUAAAUCAUCGUCUCACUUUGACAUGGCCAAAAGGAAAAUGGAUAGUAUCGAGCGGAGCGGGGCGGUGGCACUCAUACUGCUGUGUCAUCUUACAAAGAUUUUUGUAACAGCAAGCCUGGAGGUGAAUGAAACCCAGCAGCAGCAGCAUCCGACCAACGUCUACCACGAAAUUGGUGUGACCAGAAACAAGAUAGUGACAGCACAGUUUGAGUGCUACCAGAAGAUAAUGAAGGAAGAUCCCCAGGGAAGACGAGAGCCCAUGUGUAACCGCACUUGGGAUGGCUGGCUCUGUUGGGACGACACCGAGGCAGGGGUUAACUCAGAGCAGCACUGCCCCGACUACUUCCAGGAUUUUGAUCCUUCAGAGAUGGUUACUAAGAUCUGCACCGACAGCGGUCUGUGGUUCCUGCACCCGGAGAGCAACCGGACAUGGACCAACUACACCCGCUGCAACGAACACACCAAUGAAGGCAGAGUGACGGCCAUGAAUCUCUUCUACUUGGCUCUCAUUGGACAUGGCCUGUCCCUGACCUCGCUCUUUAUCUCCCUGGGGAUAUUCUUCCAUUUUAAGAGUUUGAGUUGCCAAAGGAUCACGCUUCACAAAAACCUCUUCUUCUCUUUUGUUCUGAACUCUGUCAUCACUAUCAUUUUGUUGACGGCAGUGGCAAACAACCAGGAGCUGGUGCAGAGGAAUCCAACGAGCUGUAAAGUGUCCCAGUUCAUUCAUCUGUACCUGUUUGGCUGCAAUUACUUCUGGAUGCUUUGUGAGGGAAUAUACCUGCACACUCUCAUCGUGGUGGCGGUGUUCGCAGAGAAGCAGCACCUCAUGUGGUAUUAUCUCCUCGGCUGGGGCUUUCCUCUCAUUCCGGCUAUCAUUCAUGCCGUUGCUCGAGGUUACUACUACAACGACAACUGUUGGAUCAGCUCUAAAACGUCGCUACUCUACAUCAUCCAUGGCCCCAUCUGUGCUGCUCUCUUGGUCAAUUUGUUCUUUCUGCUCAACAUUGUGCGAGUGCUCAUCACCAAACUGAAGGUGACCCAUCAAGCAGAGUCUAGUCUGUACAUGAAAGCUGUGAGAGCCACCCUCAUUCUGGUGCCUCUGCUGGGAAUUCAGUACGUCCUGCUCCCCUACAAGCCCGAGGGACGGGUCUCCUCUGAAAUAUACGACUACAUCAUGCACAUACUAAUGCAUUACCAGGGUUUGCUGGUGGCCACCAUCUUCUGCUUUUUCAACGGAGAAGUCCAAGCAGUUCUAAGGAGGCAUUGGAACCAGUACAACAUCCAGUUUGGCAGCAGCAUAGGGAACCACUCGGAUGCCAUGCGUUCGGCCUCCUACACGGCCUCCUCCAUCACAGAGGUACAGGGCUGCUACAGCAUCGACGGCCAAACAGAACACAUGAAUGGUAAAGGCUUCCACGACGCCGAUGCCUCCAUCUUAAAGUCAGACAGCCCCUUCGCCUGACAACAUCACGUAUCCCUGCCUGCCCCACCCAUAAGCCUAAAAACUGCAGCAUGUUCGGAGAGACAGCCAGAGAACUCACCCUUUGAUACGAUAUCAGAAGCAAUGGGUGAGGAAAAGGACACAGGCUCUCCCACAUCCGAAGGAAAUUGUCCCCUCUUGGCCACACCGCCCUUUAACAGCACUGUACGGUGAGCUCGAUACAACUACUCCUGUGCUUUGUCUACAUUUUGAGACGGACCUGCUUCACUCAACCUAAGAUGCAUUCUGAUAAUCACAAUAACGUUGCGAUCUUUCUGCCUGACAAUUGUUUUUAAGUGGAUGAACAUUAACUGCUCGACCGUCCUUCAGGGACCAUGUUGUGCACAAAAAGCCUUUGGUAACACUGUAAAUUGUUAUGACAUGGUUAGUGCCAAACCAAGAUAUCUUUGCCUGCCUCAUUCAUUUUUUCUAUUUUCAAUACAGAACCAGAACGAAGAUAGGACGUCUAACAGGUGCAUAAUAAUAUAUUAAAGCUAUAUUAUAUCUAUCACAUGUUAAGUUUAAUUUAUCUGAGCAUACAGUAUUAUUGUUUAUUGAAUAAAUACCAUAAAGUAUUUAUUAAAGUUGAUAUGCUAUGUUAUUUUCGAAAUUAAUGUGACUCAUUGCCAGCUUCACACAGAUGUUCAAUGUGUUUCUUGUUUGUUUCUGUGUGCAGUUAAUGCAGAUGAUUUACCGAAUUGUAUCUUUAGCUUGCAAGCUGAUUUUAAGAGAUAUAAUGCUAAUGUUUGAACGUGUUUAAGUGAUCCUUAGUGACCUGUAAACCACAUGUAAGGUUGUUAUGUAACUUGUUAACACAAUAUUAUCACAAAGAAGCCGUCUUGAUAUCACACAUACACCAAUUUUCAUUACACUCGAAUGUAACAGUGUGAAGUUUGAAGACGUGGCUCUGAACAUAUGCUGUAUGUACCACAUUCCCAUUCACUGCUGUCUUUAGCCUUACUGCUCUCAAAAUACCUAAGUAUAACCACUAAAUAAGCAUUACGGGGUGUUCAGACUGAACAGCACUGUUUGAGAAAUGUACCAUGCUAACGGUGAGAUAAUGAAAUACAAUGCAAUUCAGGAAAGUUAGGAUUGUCCAUUUUUCAAAUUGUACAUAGGCCUACUUACCUUCUGCUCUGUACAUAUAUUAGAUCCCAUUCGUAACUUACUUAAUUUACGUGUAGGAUUUAAGUAAAAAAAAAAAAAAAAAAAAAUGUAUAGUGUUGUUAGGAAGCUAGAAGCUAAGUUGUUUAUGCUAACAUUAUUCAACAUUAUGCUAAAGGGUUAGCACAAAGUAGCUGAAUUUUUGUACAUAUUUUGUACGUUGUAGUUGCUCUGCAAAGACUGUGCCUCACAGCCAGUUAGAAAAAGUUAGAAUAACAGCAUUGUAUGAUUAGAUAGACUUCUGAACCCAUACUUCAUGGCUAAACACCAAGUAUCAGUAUCUGAGUAUAUGGUCAUGGUGUAGAGGAAUGUAUCCUACAUCUCAAUGAUCUGGAGGUGUAAAGUAGACGUUCACAAAAAGGAACAUGCAUCUGCACAAAGUUAAUUGGUUAAUGCAGUCGUCUCAAGGUAAUGCUGGAUUGAAUUGCAGCAAAGUUAUAAAUCAGAUUAUUUUUCUAAUCUCGUUUAUAUAAAUUAGGGAUAUGCUAACUAGUGUUAGUGUCAGUCUGAACACACGCCUUAGUCGGAAGGGAUAUCACCAUGUCUCUCAAAAAACUGCAAAAAACAUUCUUUAUAAAGCAUUUAGCUAAAGCAAGCUGUGUCCACACCGUUCUGCUGUCAUUUCACCCUAAAACCUUCAUGUACUCUUUCUUCAUUUUAGAACCUUUUUACUGCUAUGGCCAUACUGCUGGGAACAGGAUUCACUAUCAGCUGAUGUAAAUAUGUUUGUAAAUCUAGUUUCUGAAAAGUUGAACAUGUGAGAGUGUGACUGGCUUGUGUGCAUGAUUUAUACAUUUACAGUAUUUAUGAGUACAUUAUACUCUGACCCAUUCAACCAUGAAGCAACCGUCUUAUGUGACAGUCUGUGGGACGUUGAUAAAGACGUUUUUUGUUCUACCUUUGUUUUAAAACAAGGGAGGGUGGGGAAGCAGUGGGAUCUGUCUGCUCGUAUUAUUUGCCAUCAUUUUUAGUAGAGUCGUCACCUUUCCAUUCUGCCUGUAUUCGAAAGUGAAGAAAGAAAGGUAGCACUGCCUUCUGUGUAACUUAUUAAUGCCAUUUCCAAGAACAGACAUACAAACAAAUACUCACAUUCAACCUUCCAAACGGCAUGUUUUAUUUACUAUAUCAGUGUAGAGUAUUGAAGACGAAUCAUAUAAACAGUCAUUUUUAUCUUUGGUGGAUGAGUAUUUUUGUAGGAUCAUGAAUAUCUCAAUAUUAUGAACUGUGAGGACUUUUAUUCGGCGGUCGACAGAUGCAAACGCGGUGCAGUUUUAUAAAAUUGUGCACAUACAAAGACAUAAAUGUGCCACACAUGCAAAUAAAGAAACAACUUCACCAACUUUACAACACAUGGGCAGCAAUUACAAAAAGAGCUGCGAGAAGUGGAAUAUACAACCGAAACUUUACUGACCAAAAAGUAAUGCACACAGCUGUGAGCGACGCUAUUGUUGACGUUUGGGGAUUAUAAAGUCAGCCAACUGUCACUGGAAACUCACCGAAAAUGUUAGUUUUUUUUAACAUAUUUUAACAAUGUGAUCACAUGAUUCCUUCCGAUAUUAUUGCAGAUCUACUGUUAGCUAGCUAGCUACCGUCGCUAACCUAGUCAUUUGAAAUAUUACUAACUCUGCUGACAGUGACAGUUGGCCAUCUUUAUAUUUCCUUAACAUCAACACGCGCUCCGGUCCAAUCGGUGCGAAUCACUUUCUAGUGUUCCUUGGUUUCUGUUUAUGCAGCGCUCUUAGUAAACGCUGAACAUCUUUCGUCAAGUUGAUAUUUCUUUGUUAGCAUGUGUUUUGGCACAUUUGUGUUUCUAUAUUUGCAUCGUUUUUGAAAGAGCAGUGUUUGUCUCCUAAUGUUGUUUUGGGCCAGUCCAGUAACAUAUGAAAGAUAGUAUUUUUGAUGUGAAAAAGUGUUCUUGGAUGCUAAUGAUGAAGGGAAUGGGUUAAUUACAGGAUAUGUGCACAGUAUUCUAAGCAAGGGUUCAGUAUCACACAUACAUUUUGUACUUUGUAAUGUCAGAUCUGCAGGACAGUUUCUCAUUCUAAUCCUAAACUAUAAAUCUUACAUAUGAUCUUUAUAAACCAAGUAAUUUACCGUGUAGUGAUGGUUUAUAAUAAAUUAUACAGUAAUUUCAUCACAAAGACUUCUGUUCCAUUUAAGUUGUGUAUUUAUGUGUGAAAUAUGUUCAUAUGACUCUUCAAAGGGUUUGUGAAGUCCGCUGGGACACUUUGGUGACAUGUUGUAAAGUAUGGCAAAAGCAUUAAUGGCAAUGUCUGUAGUUUUUGUUUAUACUGUACUGUAUUUAACUUUGGUAGUCUUGACACAUUGACUCCACACUGCUGUUUGAAUGUAACUGGUUUUGAUUUAUUCUCUGUGAAAAACAUAUAUAUAUACAUAUAUAUUUGCAUACAAUGUGUCUUUUUUAUUAUUUCACUGAUUAGUCAAUGUUGCUUUCUUGUGUGUAUCUGCAUAUAAUACAGUUUAGAACAGCCACAUUUUUUUUGCUUAAUUGUGCGGUAUAUUGCUUCACACACGUUGACACACAUGUUUAAAUAAACGUACAUAUUUUACUUUCA
Molecule: messenger RNA, 6298 nt
Organism: Eleginops maclovinus (Patagonian blennie)
Lineage: Eukaryota; Metazoa; Chordata; Actinopteri; Perciformes; Eleginopidae
Gene: calcrla
Product: calcitonin receptor-like a
Exons: 13
Coding region: 1101-2540 (479 amino acids)
Biological process (GO): adenylate cyclase-activating G protein-coupled receptor signaling pathway; cell surface receptor signaling pathway; angiogenesis
Cellular component (GO): plasma membrane
Molecular function (GO): calcitonin gene-related peptide receptor activity; calcitonin receptor activity; adrenomedullin receptor activity
Source: RefSeq, a predicted model, not a curated record